Messenger RNA from Sporothrix brasiliensis 5110, 339 nucleotides. RefSeq lists its product as uncharacterized. The transcript has a single exon. The coding region runs from base 1 to 339 and encodes 112 amino acids. The record is from RefSeq and is a predicted model, not a curated record. NCBI's taxonomy places the organism in Eukaryota, Fungi, Ascomycota, Sordariomycetes, Ophiostomatales, Ophiostomataceae.
AUGCGUUGGGAGCGGGAGGGUGUCGGUGGCGUGGUGACUAAGGAUGGCAAGCCAUACAUUGAGACCAAGAACGUGCCGAAAGCAAAAGGUCGGAGCCGAGACCUGGAGCCGGGCAUCAAGACAAUUACCCCAGCCCAAACCGCGUUGCGACGCACUGCGCUUCUGACGGUUGUGCAACUUAUCCAGAGUUUGGAGCCCAUCCUGCGUGAGGUCAGCGGUAAGAGCCAGGAUGAGUGGGAUGGCUGGUCUGGCAAGAUGGUAAAUGAUUUGAUGAGAGAAAAUGGUACAUUCUGGGGCGAGUGCCUGGAGGUGGGCGCAUGGUGGGCGCAAAAACGAUAA